Messenger RNA from Musa acuminata subsp. malaccensis (wild Malaysian banana), 1755 nucleotides. RefSeq names its product allene oxide synthase 2-like. Lineage: Eukaryota; Viridiplantae; Streptophyta; Magnoliopsida; Zingiberales; Musaceae. The record is from RefSeq and is a predicted model, not a curated record. Gene Ontology annotation, biological process: sterol metabolic process. Gene Ontology annotation, molecular function: iron ion binding; monooxygenase activity; oxidoreductase activity, acting on paired donors, with incorporation or reduction of molecular oxygen.
AUCGUGUGCCAGUUUCUGUGCUCCAUCCAUCAUCACCACCUCCAGUGAGUUCAUCCACCAUCUCGACGACACCACCAACGCACGUCCCAACGAUGGCCGAGAGCGAUGCUGCUCCCACCGUCAAAGAGAUCCCCGGAAGCUACGGCGUGCCCUUCGUCUCUCCCAUAAGGGACCGCCUCGACUUCUACUACUUCCAGGGGGCGGACAAGUACUUCCAGUCCCGGGUCGACAAGUACCACUCCACGGUCAUCCGCCUCAACGUGCCUCCGGGGCCGUUCAUGGCCUCUGACCCCCGCGUCGUCGCGGUCCUCGACGCCAAGAGCUUCCCCGUCUUGUUCGACGUGUCCAAGGUGGAGAAGAAGGACGUCUUUACAGGCACCUACAUGCCCUCCACCUCCCUCACCGGCGGCUACCGCGUGUGCUCCUACCUCGACCCCUCCGAGCCCAGCCACGCCAAGGUGAAGCAGCUCCUCUUCAACGUCCUCGCCUCCCGCAAGGACGCCGUCGUCCCGGCCUUCCGCACCAACUUUACUGCUCUCUUCCAGACCAUGGAGUCGCAGCUCGCCUCCGCCGGCAAGUCCGACUUCAACAAGCUCAACGAUAACACCUCGUUCGAAUUCCUCGGCGAGGCCUACUUCGGCGUGCGCCCCUCCUCGACGGAGCUCGGGGCCACGGGCCCGACCAAGUCCACCAAGUGGCUCUUCCUGCAGCUGUGCCCGCUGAUGACCCUCGGCCUCCCCAAGAUCCUGGAGGAGCUGCUGCUCCACACCUUCCCCCUGCCGCCCCUCAUCGCCAAGGGCGACUACAAGGCGCUGUACAAGUACUUCAGCGACGCGGCCGGGAGCGCCCUCGACAGCGCCGAGAAAUUGGGCCUCUCGCGGGAGGAGGCAUGCCACAACCUCCUCUUCGCCACCGUCUUCAACUCCUACGGCGGCAUGAAGGUGCUGCUCCCGGGGAUCCUGGGUUGGUUGGCGAAGGCGGAGGAGAGCCUCCACGCGCGGCUCGCCAAGGAGAUCCGCGCGGCCGUGGCGGGCGAGGGCGGCAAGGUGACGCUCAACGCCGUGGAGAAAAUGGAGCUAACCCGGUCGGUGGUGUACGAGGCGCUGCGGAUGGACCCGCCGGUAAAGUACCAGUACGGCAAGGCCAAGCAAGACCUGGUGAUCGAAAGCCACGACGCGGCCUACCAGGUGAAGAAGGGGGAGAUGAUCUUCGGGUACCAGCCGUUGGCGACGAGGGACCCCAAGGUGUUCGACAAGGCGGAGCAGUUCAUCGGCGACCGCUUCCUGGGGGACGAGGGUAAGAAGCUGAUCAAGUACGUGGUGUGGUCGAACGGGCCGGAGACGGAGACGCCGUCGGUGGCCAACAAACAGUGCCCCGGGAAGGAGCUGGUGGUGCUCGUGGGGCGACUGCUGGUGGUGGAAUUCUUCCUCCGCUACGAUACCUUCACCGCCGACGUGGGCACCAUACUUCUUGGCUCUCAGGUCACCGUCACCUCGUUGACCAAGUCCUCCUACUCCUCCUCGUCCACCACCACCACCAACUUGUAGCUCGUUGACCACAGGCUCUUCUUUCGUCUGUCUCGCAAAGUGUUGAUCGAGUUCUGUAAUGAGUGUGUUGUUUAAGUGGUUCGAUGACAGCAUCUACGUAUUAUCUAUUUAGUUAUCUAAUGGAAUCAAUGCGGUGGUUCCAACUGUGUGGAGAUCAAAACAAAGCUUCCGUUCAUUUCAAUGCAAUGUCGCCAUCAGCCUAUAUUUA